CCUAUCAAAAGAUUACGGGACAAAAUUCCGGAACGCAGAUCUUGAAAUGCUUCGAACUCCACUUCUACCGAGGCAAUGACGCCAACGACCCUCCUCCCGUUGCGCGUCAUUUUGACCGAUCAACUCCGCCAUCGCAAUAUUUUCCAGUCCACAUCGGGAUACAUAUUUUGAUGCUCACUCCUUCAUAAUCUACUGCUUGCUACCAUAUUACCUCUUUAAUUCCCAUCUUCUGCCUAAUUAAUGCUUUUACGCCGGGCCAUCUCACGUCAAACUCGACCUGUGAUCACAAAUCAACACAUCAAAAGAACUGGCACUCAAUCGAUGCGCCUAUCGCAAAUCAUGGCGCACCUCGACUCCUCUAGUAAUGGAACUCAAGCCACGAACGGUACAUCAAAGGCCAAAGGCUCCCACACCCUUCGAUCACUCCCAAAAUCCAAUACUUUCACGUCAAACCUCCCCACCGACCCCGCCUUCCCCACGCCGUCAGUGUCGCACGCCGCCUCCCGAGAACAUCUUGGUCCACGUCUAGUCAAAGAAGCGCUCUACACAUAUGUGCGCCCAGAGCCAACUGAACAUCCCGAGCUCUUAUGCGUCAGCCCACGUGCCCUUAGUGACAUUGGGCUCGCCGAGUCCGAAGCGCAAACAGAAGAGUUCAAGCAGGUGUUCUCAGGAAGCAAGAUCAUAACAUGGGAUGAAAAGGAAAACUCGGAAGGAGGAGGCAUAUAUCCAUGGGCACAGUGUUAUGGUGGAUACCAAUUCGGGCAAUGGGCUGGACAAUUGGGCGACGGGCGCGCUAUCUCCUUAUUCGAGACCACAAACCCAGACUCGGGGACGCGGUAUGAGCUUCAGCUCAAAGGCGCUGGACGAACGCCGUAUUCGCGGUUUGCGGACGGGAAAGCGGUGCUUCGGUCUAGCAUAAGGGAAUUCGUGGUAUCGGAAUACUUGAAUGCGAUUGGGAUCCCCACCACGAGAGCACUGGCACUCACGCUAUGCAAAGACACCAAGGUCAGGCGAGAAAGACUCGAGCCGGGAGCCAUUGUAGCACGCUUCGCGCAAUCAUGGAUCCGCUUCGGGACCUUUGACCUCCCACGUAUGCGCGGCGAUCGCAAACUCAUCCGCGAGCUGUCCGACUACACAGCUGAACACGUCUACGGUGGAUGGGACAAGCUGGCUUCCAAGCUUCCCGACGGCGAUGUCAAAGAAACACACGCCUCUGCCUCCACCGGUAUCCCACGCGAAACAAUAGAAGGCACCGGCACCGCAGAAGAAAACAGAUACACUCGUCUUUAUCGCUCAAUCAUCCGUGCCAACGCCCUCACGGUCGCCAAAUGGCAGGCCUACGGCUUCAUGAACGGCGUGCUCAACACAGACAACACUUCCAUUCUUGGCCUGAGCAUCGACUUCGGGCCCUUCGCUUUCCUCGACACAUUCGAUCCUACAUACACCCCUAACCACGACGACGGCAUGCUCCGCUACUCCUACAGGAACCAACCUACUAUCAUAUGGUGGAACCUAGUCCGUCUAGGCGAGUCCCUUGGCGAACUCAUGGGCGCAGGCUCCACCGUCGACACAUCCUCCUUCAUCGACGAUGGUGUAAAAGAAGAAGAUACCGACGAGCUCAUCAAACGCGCAGAAUCCAUCAUCGAGCGCGGCGGCGAGGAAUUCAAAGCCGUCUUCCUCGCCGAGUACAAGCGUCUCAUGACGGCCCGUCUGGGACUCAAAACUACAAAACAAGAUGACUUUGACUCGCUGUACUCGGAACUCCUAGACUGUCUGCAAGCAUUCGAGCUUGAUUUCCAUCAUGCGUUCCGUCGCUUGUCUGGGUUCGCACUCGAUGAGCUGAAGAGUGAGGAGGCGAGGAAGGAUGUCGCGGGUCGAUUCUUCCGCAGCAACGAAGCCCCCCGUCAGGAAGAUGCUUCACGUGAGCGGCUAGGCAAGUGGUUGGAGAAAUGGGCGGCGCGUGUUAAAGAGGAUUGGGGGGAGGCUGCUGAUGCGGAGCGCCAGGCGGCUAUGCGGAGUGUGAACCCAAACUUUGUUCCCCGCUCCUGGAUACUAGACGAACUCAUCGAGCGUGUUGAGAAGAAGGGUGAGCGCGAGAUCCUGCCUCAAAUCAUGAAACUCAAUCUCGACCCCUUCCAAGAGAACUGGGGCUGGGAUCAAGGCGAGGAAGACCGUUUCUGCGGCGACGUGCCAAAGUACAAGGGUUUGAUGCAGUGUAGCUGCAGUUCGUAA
This is a messenger RNA of Periconia digitata, 2232 nucleotides long. Lineage: Eukaryota; Fungi; Ascomycota; Dothideomycetes; Pleosporales; Periconiaceae. The record is from the annotation of a GenBank genome assembly.